Gossypium arboreum is the source of this 519-nucleotide messenger RNA. RefSeq lists its product as uncharacterized. The transcript has 3 exons. The record is from RefSeq and is a predicted model, not a curated record. Bases 1 to 519 code for a protein of 172 amino acids. Lineage: Eukaryota; Viridiplantae; Streptophyta; Magnoliopsida; Malvales; Malvaceae.
AUGGCACCUUACAAAACACUUAAUGGUCGUAGGUGUCGCACUCCGUCAUGUUGGACUGAGUUGGGUAAAGGGCAUGCUCUAGGUCCAGACUUAGUAUCUGAUACCGAGGAUAAGAAGAAAGUAUUGAGAUUUGGGCGUAAGGGCAAGUUGAACCCAAGCUUUAUUGGACCUUAUCGCAUUUUGAGACGAGUGGGACCAGUUGCCUACCAGUUAGAGUUACCUUUUGAAUUAGAGUGGAUUCAUGAUGUGUUCCACGUCUCUAUGCUGAAACGAUACCGCUCUGAUACUACACAUGUUGUGCUGGUGGAGGAGAUUGAAGUUAGACCUGAUCUGAUUUUCGAGGAGGAACUAGUCCAGGUUUUGGAUCGUGAGAUAAAAGUCUUGAGGAAGAAAUCAAUCCCAUUAGUGAAAUUCCUAUGGCAGAACCACAGUUCUAAGGAGGCUACGAAUGUGUGUUUGCCUGAGUGGUUUAGUGCUUUGGGAGUAUCUGGGAAGUCUUGGGUUCCAGCCUUGGCUUGA